Messenger RNA from Vicia faba (fava bean), 363 nucleotides. The record is from the annotation of a GenBank genome assembly. NCBI's taxonomy places the organism in Eukaryota, Viridiplantae, Streptophyta, Magnoliopsida, Fabales, Fabaceae.
AUGGCUAUCUCAUCAACCAAAUUACCAGCAUCCUUCAUCUUAGGAACCCGACCAAUUCACUCUACAAACCACCAAGUUUUAUUCCUUCAAAACCAUAGCUUGAAUUUAUCACCAUCACUUCACAACAAGACACUUUCCUUCACUGUCCAAGCACUCAAAACUCCUUCUGGUGUUGAAUUUCCAAAAGUACAGCCUAAGUUUAAACCACCAUUUCUAGGCUUUACAAAGACAGCAGAAAUAUGGAACUCCAGAGCAUGCAUGAUUGGACUCAUUGGAACUUUCAUUGUAGAGCUUAUAAUAAACAAGGGAAUACUUGAAGUGAUUGGAGUUGAGAUUGGAAAAGGCCUUGAUAUUCCUCUCUGA